Molecule: messenger RNA, 2852 nt
Organism: Cygnus olor (mute swan)
Lineage: Eukaryota; Metazoa; Chordata; Aves; Anseriformes; Anatidae
Gene: FHIP2B
Product: FHF complex subunit HOOK interacting protein 2B
Exons: 16
Coding region: 101-2320 (739 amino acids)
Source: RefSeq, a predicted model, not a curated record
CGGCGCCGGGCGGAGCCAGCGCGCAACGGGGCCGCACCGGGGCGCACCGGAUCCGGUGCCGGGAGCGGUUGUAGGGCCGGUUAUAGGGCCGGGCACAGCCAUGCUGAGCCGCCUAGGAGCUCUCCUGCAGCAGGCGGUGGAAACGCGGGAGCCCAGCGUGGACCUGCUGGAGGCGUUCGUCGAGCACUGGAAGGGCAUCACCGGCUACUACCUGGAGGCUACGGACGAGAGCACCCCCGCCAAGCGGACCGACAUCCCGUGGCGCCUCAAGCAGAUGCUGGACAUCCUGGUGUACGAGGAGAAGCAGCGGCCGGCGGGGGAGGCCGGGCCGUGCCUCGAGUACCUGCUGCAGCACAAGGUCCUGGAGACCCUCAGCACGCUGGGCAAGGCGGAGUACCCCCCCGGGAUGAGGCAGCAGGUCCUCCUCUUCUUCAGCCGGGUGCUGGGCCAGGUGCAGCACCCUCUCCUGCACUACCUCAACGUGCACAGGCCGGUGCAGAAGCUGCUGCAGCUCAGCGGGCACCCCCUGGGCUCGGGCACGGAGAAGGAGGAGGCGCAGUUCGCGGCCGUGCUCUGCGCCAAGAUCCAGCAGGAUCCCACCCUGCUGGCCUACAUCCUGGAGGGUAGGAGCAUCCUGAGCGGGAGGAAGGCUCGGGAGCCGCCCGGCAGCCCCGAAGGAGAGGGUGCAGAGCAUCCCCUGGGCGCUGCCACCGGCUGCCCCCCGGCACGGAGGGACAGCAACCUCGUCACCUCCUUGGUGGGGCUGUGCAAGAGCCAGAAGAGCAGGGUCGCGCUGAAGGCUCGGGAAAACUUGCUCCUGCUCGCGGGGCUCGCCCACGAGGCGGCCGCAGCCUGCCUGGUGCGGAGCAGCGCCCUGCGCCAGCUGCUGACCGAGCACCUCUGCGACCUCCACGGCGCCGUCCCACCCUGCACGGACCCCGCCGACGUCCUCGCCAUGGGGAGGGCCAGCUGGAGGUCGCAGGGGGAUGCCGGCGGUGACGGGGACUUCCCGGGGAAGGAGAGCCUGGUGGCUUUUUUCUGCUGGCUGGAUUACCUGGACGAGCUCGUGGCCGGCGCCCACCCGCUCGUGGCGGCUGCCGUCACCGAGGCCGUGGAGGAAAAAUUCUUCCAGGGCGUCCUGCAGCCGCAGCUGCUGCAGAUGUCGGAGCUCGCCGUCCUCAGCGCCACGGCCGUGCUGACGGGCACGGUGCGGCAGCUCCGCGCGCCCCCCCUGCUGCACCGCCUCGUGCUCUUCCUGCUGGGCCCCGAGCGGCGCCCCGAGACCCCCGGGGACCCCCCCCACCCUCUUCGCGCCCACCUCAUCGACCGCUGCGACCACCUCUCCGACGAGAUCAGCCUGGCCAGCCUGCGGCUCUUCGAGGAGCUCCUGCGGGCGCCCCACGAGCAUGUGGUGCUGAGCCUGGUGCUGAGGAACCUGGAGGCGCGGGGCUACCUCCAGCACGGCCCCCCCGUACCCGACGAGCGCGGACCCCCCGAGCCGGACCCCGAUGAGGACGGGCUGGACCUGGAGGAGGAUGAGGAGGAUCCUUACUUCACCGACGGCUUCCCCGAGAACGGCUUCGGGAUGGCGAAAAAGCCCCCGGGGGGAUCGUCCCCCCCGGGGAAGGGGCACGUGAGCGAGGUGGUCAGCAGCUUCCUCUGCCUGGUCCCCGAGGAGGCGAAGACCUCCUCAGGCGGCUACGACACCUACGUGCACGAUGCUCUGGGCAUGGUGAGGGGUUUUUUUGGGGGGGUCUCGGGGCCAGGGGGUGCUCGCCCCCCCACCCCCCCCUUUCUGCUCUCACCCCGCUCCCUCCCCGUCCGCCAGGUCCAGGCGAGCCGCAGCAAGGCGGCCUCGUGGGGGUGGCCCACGGCCCCCCGGCCCCUCGAUGCCUGCCCCCCCGAGGGGCAGUUUUACGAGGGGCACUUCCUCAAGGUGCUGUUUGACCGCCUGGCGCGGAUCCUGGACCAGCCCUACAGCCUGAACCUGCAGGUGACCUCGGUGCUGUCCCUCCUGGCCGCUUUCCCCCAUCCCCACCUCCACGAGUACCUCCUGGACCCCUACCUCAGCCUGGCGCCCGGCUGCCGCUCGCUUUUCUCCGUCCUCGUCAGGGUGAUCGGGGACCUGAUGCAGAGGAUCCAGCGCGUGCCCCACUUCAGGGCCAAGCUGCUCCUGGUGCGCCAGCAGCUGCUGGGGCUGGUACCCGGCGAGCAGAUGGAGCACGCGACGCUCUUCAAGGGGGUGGUGGUGCUGGAGGAGUUCUGCAAGGAGCUGGCUGCCAUCGCCUUGGUCAAGGGCCCCCCCGAGGGCCCCCCCUGAGCCGCUGCGCCCCGGACCCCGCCGGGAGCCCCCUUCCCUCGGCCGGGCUGCGGGGGCUGCUGGGGACAGAUGGAGAGGGGUCCCCGACCCCGGCACGGCCCCGCUCGGAGCGGCACGACCCCAAAACGGGGACAGCGGCGGCACCCCGGCCCCGUGGUGUGGGAGAGGAUUCGUGGAGCCCUUUGGAAACGGAGGUGCGCUGAGCCCCGGGCAGGAUGCAGCCCUUCGGAGCACGGCGUGCGCCCUGCUGCUCGUCCUCGUCCUCGUCGGGUUCCUGCUCCCCGCGUUGGAGCUGCCCAGGAGCCCCUGCAGCCCUCGGUGGGUUUUUCUUGGGAAGAACUGGAUGCACGAGCACAGCUCCCCGAGGGGCGGCCGGCUAACGAGGCGGGUGCUGGCCCCAGGGCUAAUUACAGCCCCUCGUUUGCAUUAGGGGCAGGGUGUGCGUGGGGGCGCUGGGUUUGUGCGCGCCAAGCUGAGCGCAGCCGGCACCGCGUCUCCGAGCCGCGGGACGCAAUAAAGCCCUGAGCUGGGA